AUGGAAGUCUACGUUGGUAACAUGCUAGUCAAGAGCAGGACUGCUAAUGACCAUCUUCGGAAUCUCUCCCUCAUGUUUGGCACCUUGAAAAAGUACAACAUGCGCUUGAACCCAAGCAAAUGCGCCUUCGGCGUCUCUUCUGGCGAAUUAUUGGGCUUCAUGAUAAGCCAGCAGGGCAUUGAAGCUAACCCUGAGAAAAUCCAGGCGUUAUUAGAUAUGCAGGUGCCGAAGACAAAGAAGGAUGUUCAGAGCUUCACUGGCCGAGUUGCGGCCUUGGCUUGCUUCAUAUCCAAAGCCACCGACCGAUGCGCCCCCUUCUUCAAAGCCCUCAAAGGGAGCAAACGACAGGUUGUUUGGACUUCUGAAUGCGACCGUGCGUUCGCAGAUCUCAAAGCCUACAUGAGUAGACCCCCUUUGCUGUCCAAACCUCUUCCGAGAGAGAACCUCAUCAUCUACCUCUCGGUAGAGGCCAUCAACAAGAUCAUCAAGAAAACACUAAAGAAGAAGCUCGGAGCCACCAAAGGCAACUGGCCAGCCAUACUACCUAAAGCACUAUGGGCCAUCAAUACCUCUUACCGAAAGUCAACCGGCGACACCCCGUUCUCACUAGCCUUCGGCACCGAAGUUGUAGUUAUGGUAGAGGUACAUGCUCCUACAUGUCGAACGACAUCUUAUGAUCCCAGGCAAAACGGGCACCAACUCGCCCUCAACUUGGAUCUCAUCGAUGAGCACCGAUCACAGGCACAACUUCGAAACGCUGCCUAUAAACAGCGAACGACUUGGUAUUACUACUCACACGUCAAACACCGAUCGUUCAAGGUCGAGGACUGGGUUCUGCGAAAAGUAUCUCUAGCAACGAGAAACCCCACCGACGGUACCCUCAGACCCUUUUAG
Messenger RNA from Prunus armeniaca (apricot), 894 nucleotides. NCBI's taxonomy places the organism in Eukaryota, Viridiplantae, Streptophyta, Magnoliopsida, Rosales, Rosaceae. The record is from the annotation of a GenBank genome assembly.